UCCAAGCCUUUUUGGAGGACCUUUGUUCAACGGUUUCUUGAUUGUUGCAUGCCGUUUUCCCCACUUGUUGCCCAUCCUUUUUUUCUUGAUCAGGAUUCCUCUAUUGGAUUGCAUGCAUGCUUUGAUCUUGCUAGAGUACCAAUGUGUAUGUGCUGCAAUAAUUGUUUGGUGCCUAUCCUAGAAAAGCAAAAAAAGACACAAGCAGAUCAAGAAGACAUCUUUCAGCUUUUGGACCCCUGCGGUACCAAUAGAAUAUAUUCCUCGACUUGAUUGUUUUCCCUUGUUGGUCUUGAUGAACUUUAUAUCCAUUUCGCUGGGAAUUUGGAUUAUUGGGGCUGUUUUCCCCUCAAAAUUCUCUAAUCCUCAUAGUGACAUUCGCCAGCAUACAUACCGUGUACUGUUUCGCCAUGCUUAGAGAGAUGGCAAAAUAGAACAUUACUGUUGCAAAUACAACUGUACGCCAUUUGAUUCCCUAAAAAGAGAGACUAUAUAUAAAAGAAUCACUGAAAUAUUUUCACACAAUGGUUAUCAGGUAGCAGUUUUCAUUUUAAGAUCGGCGCAAAUCUUGUGUUGAGUUCUAAAAAAAGGGUUCUCAGUUAGGCAGUUUUUAGAACUAUAUGAUGUUUAAAAUUUUCACCCUGCAGCAGGAUGGCAUCUCGAGCCCCAUCGCGGCGCACAUCCUAGACUUCUGCGACGAUGGCAGCGGCGGCGACCUCUUCGCGGCCGUGAACACGGCCUCGGACAUGUUCACGGCGUCAUCAGAGGACGCCUCGUCGUCGUCCGUAACGACGCCUCCCGUGCCCUGCGGCCAAGGCGACAACGUGUCGCUGGGCGGCGCCGCGGCCACGGCCGCUGCCUCGGCCUUCUCCCCGUUGCCGUCCCUGGACUCCACCCUCUCGGCUCUCCUCGAAGAAGAAGACCCACCGGUUCCUGACACCGAACUCCUCCUCCCCAUCGACUACCAGCAGUUCGCGGCGGCGGCGGCCGGAGACGAGCCUCAGCCCGAGCAGCAGUUCGCGCAGGUACCGGUGGUGCUUCCAGUGGCCGGCGCGGCGGAACACCCGGGUCUGCAGACGCAGAUGAGCAGCACGGCGUCGGAGCUGCUGCACGUAGCGUCCUCAGGGUACACCGACGAGUGCUUCGCGGCGGCAAUGGCUGCCGGAGGAGGGUACGUGGGCCUGGACGAGGCCCUGUGCCAGCAGCAGCAUCAGCCGCAGCCGCAGCCGCAGCCCGGCGCGUUGCUCCCCGCCGGCAUGAUGGAAACCGCGGCGCCGGGCUGCUACUUCGGCAACGGCAAGGACACGGCGGCGCCGGCGCAAGCAGCAGGCGGCUUCUUCGGGGCCGGUUGCAGCGGCAUGAUGAUGUCCAUGAUGGGGAUGGAGGAGAUCGGCGAGUACCAGCGGAUGAUGGAGAGCGCCAGCGCCGCGCUGGCCGCCACGCACAGCCCCGACGCCGACUCCGCCGCCGCCGCGGCAGCGCAGCAGAUGGCGUUCGGCGGAAACGCCGCCGGCGAAAUGCAGAUGGGCGGCGGCGGCGGCAGCAUGAGCCCGGGGCGGCUGCCGGCGGCGGCGGAGGCGUCGAGCCUGGAGGACGCCAACUUCAAGAGCGCCCGCAUCACCGUGGAGGAGAGACGGGAGAAGAUCCACAGGUACAUCAAGAAGCGGAACGAGCGCAACUUCAGCAAGAAGAUCAAGUACGCUUGCAGAAAGACCCUGGCGGACAGCAGGCCCCGCGUCCGCGGCAGAUUCGCUAAGAACGACGACUACGGCGAGCCGUCGAGGGUGAUGCAGAACCACGAGGAAUACGACCACAUGGCCGGCAUGAAGGCAGAAGACAUACUGGAUCCGGACGCCCUGCAGGCGCACAUCAACGGGAUGAACUCCUACAUGUACAACCACACUGUUGAAUCCUGGAUGUAACGCAAAAGCACCCAGACGACGAUGGCUAAACUUUCCGGUUUCGGUUUUCCAAUUUUGUGCAGAUUUCAAAGGAGUCUUACUUUUGGUUAUUUGGUCCCACGGAAUAACUGGUCCUGUAUAGGUUAUAAAAAAUGCCCAGCUUGAGUGUAAGUAGUCUUGUUAUUGUAUGCGAGAAUCUGAUUUCACCAACUUACGAUAGAACCUCGGGUAUAGUUGAGAGUUUUGAAUGAAGAAAAUAACGAUUGAAUAUAGAGAUUUGUACUUGCCCUUUUAUCUUGUUAUAAUAGAAACAAAACCUUCUUGGGAUCA
Molecule: messenger RNA, 2228 nt
Organism: Sorghum bicolor (sorghum)
Lineage: Eukaryota; Viridiplantae; Streptophyta; Magnoliopsida; Poales; Poaceae
Exons: 5
Coding region: 618-1919 (433 amino acids)
Biological process (GO): regulation of flower development
Cellular component (GO): nucleus
Molecular function (GO): protein binding
Source: RefSeq, a predicted model, not a curated record